GGGAAGAAGAAUAUGGAUUACUUGAACCUUUUGAUGCAUAAGAUGGAGAGCUGUGAGCAGGGCCCCAUUGAGACCUUUUACAAGGUCGAAUGGAGGGGGCCAAGAUAAGAUCUGUAGUUCUAUUCUGGAAUCCAAACAAAGAAAGUAACUAAAUAGGCAUCGAGCCGUUCAGAUGAGACCCGAAGAACAGGAAGAAUAAAUAGCAAAGGGAAUCCCCGACUUCCUAGAAUCACAAGGUAGCAUAGCCCGUUAAGUGAAGUAGUGCGCGAAAAGGAAUGAUUUGAUAAAGCAGUAGCCGGCUCGGGGGUAGGAAAAGGUGGGUCAGUCUAGAGCCAGACGACUCGUGAAGAGAGAAAGCAUCUGCCCCUUCUAUUGACUUAGAUGAGGAGUUUACUAUUCUACUGAGAAGGUUUUCACAUAUUUGACCCGGUCAGGAGAAAAGAUACAGAAAUAUGAUUUGGAUGAAUCUUAUUUCAAUCCCUAUAGAGAAAGUGCGGGUGAGGAUAAUUCUUUGACAGAAAAGGAUGUCUGUCAGAGUGUAAUCUCUAGCCAAAGGCUAGACAAGUUCUUUAGUCUGGAGGUACCGGAGGACAUUAGAAAUGACAAACGAAGACUUAAAGUCUGGAAUGCUAACGUCUCGCGUUUUAAACAGCACUACUAUGGCUAUUGUCAUUCUGUAUGCGGCGAGAAUCUUUGUUGGAAUGCCCAUCAAGAAAGGUGGGAGAGCUUUGAGAGAAAGCUCACUGGAAAGUAUUGUUUACACCAUUAAUGAGAUAUUUUAUCAACAGAGCUUAUUCAACAACGGCGGAAAGCAGACAAAAAGAAGCUUCCGUCUUAUUGAAUCAUAUGAUUUCCCGGGUUGACCGAUCUAAAUGCCAACACCCCCAUCCAGGGCUAAUCAUAGCCUCUCAUACCUUCAAAGAGCCAUACUUCGCUUUUAGCGAUUUUGAUCAACUCAGUCUGGCUAUCAUGGAUCUCUUACUCCGGGGUGCUUACCCUUACUUAUCGGGUUCGAAUUACGCUAAGUUCAAUGUUUUAUUUACAAUGUUUACCUCCGGCGGGACACCUACCACCUUUGCGGCUGGUCGUGCUAUCGCCUUGACUUAACUUAUGAAGAUGGAAAGUGAAUUCCAAAGAGUGAGAUAUAUGCUCUUUUAAAUGAACGAAUAAUCGAUUUGAUCGAAAAAUACGAAGGAUAUUUGGUUAUUGGAGUCACAAUCCGAGUCUUUUUGGAGACUAAAUUAAAGGAGGCGCAGUACCUCUCUGCCGAGGUUAGGGAAAAGAUCCUUAUCGAAUUCUUAAAGGUUCGAUAUUAACGGAUAUCAAGCCAAGAAAGGCAAAAGUUCUCCGAUAUCGGAAGCGUAAUUAUCCAACCCAUAUCACAGCACUGAAAUCUGGUUCAACUAGGCUGAAACCCUUCCUGGUUGCCGAUACCGAGACUAUACUAAUAGAUGUCAAGUCCACUCCCGAUCCCGAGACCGGUGAGGAGGAUGUGACCAAAGUUCAUUUUCCUUAUGCUGCAGGUGUCUUGCUGGUUCGUCCCGGUGUGGUGAUCGAUAAAGGUCGAAUUUAUACCUACUACAGCGAGGAUUACACUUCUAAAGUCUUCAAAAGCUUUGAAGAAAGGAUAAGUUACUUACGCACUUUGUCUAUAGGUUAAUUUCAAUUAUUAAGCAGAAUCCUUCGAUUCAAACUGUAUACUUCCAUAACUUCUCACGAUUCGAUGGAAUUUUCUUGGUGAAGCACCUAGCGUUACAUCAUUCCAAUUUUAGGCUAAAACCUCUGGUGAGGAAAAAAUCUACGAGAUAGCCGUCUAUACAGGUAAUAGACUCUUAUUCCGCAGGAGAGACUCCUUGCAUCUACUCCCUGGCAAGCUGCAUGUCCUAGCUAAGAAUCUAUGCAAGGGAAUUGGCGGGAAAGGCUCUAUCGCCUAUGACGAGGUAAGCCUUGAAAAUUUUCUUAUUAAGAAAAAAGAGUAUAUCGAAUAUAUGAAAAAUGACAUUUUUGGUGAGGUAGUGCAAAAAGCCCAAGAGUUAUAUUGGAAGAACUACAAGAUCGACAUAGAAUGCAAGGUAACUCUUUCUUCAGUGGCUCUAACCAUCUUUCGUAUGAAGUACUACGACGUUAACUCCCAACAAGCACCGGGUGACGCGAAAGCCGUUUUAGUUAGUCACUAAAGCCGUUUUCUUGCUCCUUAUGUAAUGCAUGAUUUUCCGAUGCCUGGAGGUGAGCCUGAGUGGCAUGGAAAUCUGGGUGAUAAGGACUUAGAUAGCCUCUUUGGCUUUAUUGAGGCAUAUGUGGAAUGCCCCGAGACUAUAAAGAGACCCUUCCUUCCCUUUCGGGAAAAAAAAGGGGGGUCUUUUAUUGGUGUCUACUAUAGUGAGGAGUUAAAGUAUGCAAGAGACAUAGGCUACACUGUGAUCCCGCUCUCAGGCUACCUCUUCCAGAAGAAGGAAAGCCCGUUCAAGGACUAUGUUAGCACUCUUUAUAUAUAAUAGAAGAUUAAAGGCUAAGAAGGAAGGAAAUGACGCCCUUGCCUAAGAACCUUUUGAAUUCGCUGUACGGAAGGUUUGGAAUUAACCCUAAAAGCACGAUAACCUUGAUCUGCGAUGACAAUAAAUAGAACAUAUUUUUGAAGAAGGAUUCAUUUAUAGACGGUCAUAAGCUUAAAGAAAACAAUUGGGUGUUAUGGUACCAUAACAAUAUGGAGGAAGCAUCUUCGUUUAGCAACUCCUCCCUUCUCAAGCGCUCUUCCUCUCUUCUCACUUGCUGGAUGAGCUGUUCUUGUUCCUUCUCGAGAUCCAGGAUCCGUUCUAUGACUGGCUCUGUUGGCAUGCCCCGCUCUUCGCGCCAGCACACUUGGCGUUCGAACUCAGCAAACUCACCCUCGAUUUGAUCAAGUCUCUUCUGCAAUAGUUCUAUCCCUGAGGAGUGAUAAUAGUAGCGGUCUUCAUGUUUCACGGCUGGAACAGCGGCAUUCACCGUAGCAGUUUCGUUCAACGAAGGAGCAGCAGUGGUUGUAGCAGUGGUAUUGUCAGCAUUUGGAGACCCUUUUCUUUGUCUUUUCCGGGGAUAUGUAGUAGCUUAACCUUAAGGAACGUAGUCGCUUAAGCGAAGCUUUUGGUAUGUAAUCGCUUAUGUUAAGCUUAAGGAAAGAGAAGGCUAGAUCUAACAGAUAAUAGUGGUAUUCUUACCUAGGAACUAGAGCAGACGCAGACCUUUCAUCUAUUGUCUUAUCGUCUUCUCUUCCUAGUUAUAUCUUCCUGUAGUUCCAGGAAGCAAGGGAGCUAUGGAAGAGCGUAGGAGAGAGAGCAAGGAGGAUUUAUUAUCAUUUGUAGAAGGAAAGGCUAUACCAUUGACUUUGGGUGAUGGGACACCUUUACCAAAGGGUGAGGUUUUAGGUCAUAUUUAUAGUCGUAUUUUAUAUAAAGGUGAGUCAUACGUGGGGGAACUAGUGCCUAGAGUCGGGAUUCGCUUCUACACGGAGGCGGGUAAAAAGAUAGAAAUUCUAUCCGUUUCUUCUGAUGACAGAACUAAACAACUGGAGGAGGCCCUUCGUAAUCAAGUAGAGGUCGGUUCUUUGCCAACGAUUACACCUAAAAAGAUAAGAAAUCGUAAGAAAACAUAUUACAGCAGUAUAACUCCUGUUAAAUGCAAUUCUAAGGAGUUAAACCCGUUCUUGGUUGCCGACACUGAGACUCUUUUACUUGAUGAAAUUCACCAACCGUAUGCUGCCGGUGUUAUGAUGGUUCAUCCUGGUGAUAACAUCAAAAACAAUAGUCGAAUCGAUUCAUACUUCAGCGAGGAUUACACUUCAGAAGUCUUCAAAAGCUUUCAAGCAAGGAGCUCUAAGUUACUUAGCGACUUUAUACAUAGGAUUAUUUCAAUUAUUAAACAAAACCCAGCAAUACAAACCGUGUACUUCCACAACUUCUCACGAUUCGAUGGGAUUUUUAUCCUGAAGCACCUAGCGUUACAUCAUUCCAAUUUUAGGCUAAAACCUCUUAUGAGGAAUAAUAGAAUUUAUGAAUUAGCAGUAUACGCGGGUAAUAAAAGAAUCUUUAGCUUUCGUGACUCUCUGCAUCUCCUUCCAGGAAAGCUAGAUAGCCUUGCUAAGAGUCUAUGCCCUGGUCUUGGUAGUAAGGGUUCUUUUGAUCAUAAAAAAGUGACAGUCGAAAAUUUGGGUAAGAUGAGAGCUAGCGUGUUAAUGUAUAUGGAGCAAGACAUACGUCUUCUUGGGGGUGUAAUGCAAAAUGCCCAAAGGUUGUAUUGGACACACUACAAGGUGGACAUUGUGAGCGUGCUCACUUGUUCAGCUAUGGCUCUGAAAAUCUUUCGCAAGCAGUUUUACGAUGAUCAAUCAUUCCCCAUCCACAUCCCUAAUCGGAAUGAAGAUACCUUCAUUCGUCGUGGAUACUAUGGAGGUCAUACAGACGCUUACAAGAAAUUGGGUAGAAACCUAUUCUACUAUGAUGUGAACUCACUCUAUCCGUUCAUUAUGAAAAAAUGUCCCAUGCCAGGAGGUAAGCCAGUCUGGGAUGGUAAUCUGGUUGAUAAGGACAUAGAUAGCCUAUUUGGAUUUAUAGAGGCUUUUGUGUCAUGCCCUUCUUCAGUCAAAAAACCUUUUCUCCCCGUUCGGGGAAAAGAUGGUACACUUCUCUUCCCCACGGGUGAUUUUGUUGGUGUAUACUAUAGCGAGGAGUUAAAGUAUGCAAGAGACAUAGGCUACACUGUGAUUCCAGUCAGUGGGUACCUCUUCGAGAAGAAGGAAAGCCCUUUCAUAGAAUAUGUGAAUUCUCACUUCGAUAGUCGAUUACAGGCAAAGAAAGAUGGAAAUGAAGCUUUGUCAUUUGUUUAUAAAAUCCUUAUGAAUUCGCUCUAUGGAAGAUUUGGUAUCAACCCAAAUAGCACUAAAACGGAGUUAUGCGAUAGCGAGCGCUAUCACUUUUUGAUGAAACAAGAUUCCUUCAUUGGUUUUCAUCCGAUUAUAGAAAACCUAUACAUGGUAUCCUAUCAUACUGUUACGGCUGAUGAUAACAUUCAUUGGGCUCAGCCUAAGAACUCCGCAGUUCAACUUUCCGCCGCAAUCACUGCAUGCGCUAGGAUCUACAUGCACCCAUUUAUAUCAAGGGAUGACUGCUACUACACAGACACAGACUCUAUCGUUCUUGCCAAUCCUCUUCCAGAGGGCUUAAUAUCUUCCAAAGUCUUAGGGUUGUUUAAAUUAGAAGAUAAAAUCAAAGAAGGAUACUUUUUGGCGCCAAAAGCAUAUGGCUAUAUUUCCGAAGAAGACACAAAUGUAAUUAAGUUCAAAGGACCAGCAAAACACCUGGUGGAUAUUUCUUGGUUCAGAGAACAGCUCGCUAACCCUUCUCGUAGGAUGAAAGUCCAAAUCAAAAAUGAAUUCGGGAUUGAUUGGGACAACCAGACUGUCGGUGUUAAAGAAUAUGAUUACAGUUUGGGGAUUAAACUGAACAGUAAGAGGAUUACUCAACCUGAUGGAGAGACUUUACCCAUUGAAGUCAAUGAUAUGUGUGGGGUAGCCAAAUCACUUUUUAAAAAGCUAAUGAAACUGCAGACAACGAAUACUCUUCUUAAUGAGAAGUUGUCUCAGAAGGAAAGAGAGAGUGAAAAGAGAAUGGAUGGUGUGAUAGUAGAAGAGAUAAAAAAGAUUGAAUAUUUGGGUAUUAAUAUAGAGACUACUCUUACUGAAGAAAGCACUCAAUUAGAUAAAGAAGAAAGCGAUGUAACUAAGACAGAUUCUAAGAAACCAGAUACGUAGCUUAAGAGUACACUUCGUUAACCCACGCUAGUUUAAUAAAACCAUACUGUCUGGCCAGAAGGAGCUUAGCCUGUCCGGAGAUAGUGUAGUUAGAAGCAUAAGCUAUUAGACUAAGCAGUAAAGCUAGUAAGACCAGCUGUUAAAUAAGCCAUAUCUGUCUUAAACCCGUUGCUAAAGCUAGUAAGCAUACUCCAGCUACUAAACAGCUUGCUGCUAAAGCCUUUGAGCCUUAGGCAUAAGCUGUUAAAGACUGUGCUGCUAAGUAAGACUACUCCAUCUAGCUAACAGCUUCUUUCUUUCCAGUUGCUUCCUUCGGUAAGGGAUGUCCGGGUGGAUAUCCCGCCUUACUACUAGGCGAUGUCCCCAAGGAUAUCGUCUAGCAUCCGUGAAACUCUCAGGUUGGAAUAAGACUAGGAGAAGAAGUAAUGCAAAGAGAUAGAAAAACUACCUGAUUAAUUCAAUCCUGCCCGGCCGGCCGGAGAUAGUGUAGUUAAAGACAGUGAAGCUAAAGACAGUAGACAGUACCUGAUUGAUUCAAUACUCCUUGCAGCUGGCUGCUCUCCUUAAUUUCACAAAGAAAAGAAUUGAGUGGUUUUAGCUCCUUGCCCUUAGUGAAGCGAGUUAGUUGUCCUGUUAGCGGUAGUUCUUUUUGUUGUUUUCCUCUCAUCGUUAGCCAGCCUGUUUUCGUUGUUGGAUAAGAACUAUGUGUUUGAUGCCGUCGAGUCAGGGAAGGGUAGAAACAAGGACAUCUAUUACUUUCCUUAGUCAUCUAGCCAGCAUUUUAUGUCUUCUUUAUACAGUUAUCUAAUUAUAGAAGGGAAUUUCUAUUUUGUAAAAAGGCCAGCCAAUGAAAGCUGUCUGAUAUAGGUAGGCCUAACACAAGUUUAGAAAAAAAGGCUUUAUUUUAGGCCUCUAGUGAAAGAGUAAAGUAAGGAAUUCCAGGCAGGCGAUAGGGGCUUCGGGGGAUAAGAUUCAUCGUAUAAGCCUGAACCCUAUUAGUUAUGUGCUUCCCCUUCAUACCCUAACCCUAAUAAAGUGCUUACUAGCAUAUAGUAAUGUACAGAUUCACUCUUUAUCUAAUAUAGUUGCUAAUAGUUAGUUAAGCAUUAGGCGCAACUUCUAUAAUAGAAAGCAUUCAGUGUUGAUCUUAUCUUUCUGUAUUCAAGCUUUUUGUCAAGGAGCUCUGAUUCCACUUCUAUCGUUAGAGGGAAGCAUAGUUGGGAUCUCUUCCAGCGGCGAAUAAAGGAAUAGCUACUUACCCAUAGAGAGAGAAGACAGCUACAGAACACCAUUGAAAGUUAAGAAGUCCAGCUCUUUGUCAAUACGAACCGACCCUAGCUUGCUUGGCAUAAACUCCUUUACUUCGGACAGCCCUUCCUUCAGCAAGGGAAGCCAGCCUUUCCUUAACCUUGCUCGGGCUGAGGCUUCUUCACCCGGCCGGGCUUCAAAGUCAGAGUCGGAACUAUUGAAUUGAACCUCUUCCACUCGGGAAAGCUGCAGUCCUUCCUUACCUUUCAUGGGAUGAGACUGCCCCACUCUCUUUCUUGCUGUCUGGCUUUGUUGGUUGCUUUUUUUCUAGCUGGAAAAGCCCUCCCCUUCUUAAGUUUCAUGUGUGUGUGCACGAGCCAAUUCAAGCUAUAGCCCGCUCUCGCUUCUGUACUCUUUUCCCAUCUCUCUCGAUAUCCUUCUUUCAUCCUUGCCAUCUUCCCAACGAAAUUGAUUGGUGCCCUGUGUGACAUAGACUUAACGCUGACUACAUCCAGGGAAGUCCGUCGGGUGGGCCACAACCCGCGGCAAUCAUGCCUGGACUAACGAGAGAAAUCUCUCUCUUCCGCGCUUUUCACUCCUUAACCUUCGCUUAAGCGACUACGUACCUUAACUCGACGAUUCCCCACUACCCUCGUGCUCGCUUAUAGAAACCUAUAUAUAUUUCCUACCUGGAGAAAUCUUUCCUAGGCUGCUUUCCACCGUUCAAACUAUCCGCUAUUCGGGCUUCCCUUGAGACUGCUCACAACCUUUUCUUGACUCUGUCUUUUCAUACAGCUUCGAAACCUACUUCCUACCAGGAGAAGAUGUUAUUGAUUCUCUUUGAAGGUGGGGGACCCUAUUCACAGGGAUUGCACACCCCUCACCUAAUUGAGAUAGAAUCUGAAUACCCUUACAUUUUGUAGAGAUAUAAGGCACCAUUCUAGGAUUCCAUUUUUCGAGUACCGUGACCGAAAUGAACUCCCGCUUCCAUUUGAGUGAUGUCUCUCCCUUUGAUAUAGUACUCAUGAAUCCACCUGACCCAGACCUUGUCUUUUUUGUUUGCUAAAUUCCAAAGCAACUUACAAACAGAUGCUUUGUUCCAGCAAGAAAACGGAUGCGCGAAAGUCACGCCUUUCACUAAAUAUGCGUUUUUUCUUGCUCUCUCGAAAAGAGCUCGGACACUAAAGAACGAAGCGAGUAAGGAAGGGGAAUACCAGAUUGUUCAUGCUGCUAAAGAGAAAACUAGUAUUAAUAAACUAUCUCCUUUGUUUGAUUCUAAUUCCGAAAGGAAGGUGCUAAAUGUUAGAGUUAGCUUCAUUCUUCUGGUAGCUAGGAAAUACCCUCGAAUUGUUAAGCUUCAUUUUAUGCCGUUUAACUGCAUGAGUUGGGCUACAUAAAAGAUCCUAUUCUAAAAU
Molecule: messenger RNA, 8445 nt
Organism: Chenopodium quinoa (quinoa)
Lineage: Eukaryota; Viridiplantae; Streptophyta; Magnoliopsida; Caryophyllales; Amaranthaceae
Product: DNA polymerase-like
Exons: 1
Coding region: 3290-5782 (830 amino acids)
Biological process (GO): DNA replication
Molecular function (GO): nucleotide binding; DNA binding; DNA-directed DNA polymerase activity
Source: RefSeq, a predicted model, not a curated record